GCCACCUCCUCCCUGCCCUCCUCCACCCUCCUCCUGCUGUCACCACUCACCGCUCAUAGCCUUGAGGGGGUGGGGACCCCAGGGCUGGACACACCCCACUGUGGCUCCAGAGCCUAGCUGGUCGGACGGACGCACGGUUGGACGCAGGAACCCGGAGCCCCGAGGUGGGCAGUGUGCCAGGGUCCCUCACAGCCUCCUCAAGGCCUCCCUCCCCCAACCUGGCCGAUGAGGAGGAGCCUCAGCCCUCAGGCCAACAGUGCAGAGCGCCAUCCAGGCUAUGAGCAUCAAGACAGCAUUGCCCGCGGCGGAGCUGGGCUUAUACUCCCUGGUGCUGAGUGGGGCUCUGGCCUAUGCUGGUCGGGGUCUCCUUGAAGCUUCACAAGAUGGGGUCCACAGGAAGGCUUUCCGGGAAUCUGUGAGACCUGGCUGGGAGUACAUUGGCCGGAAGAUGGACGUGGCUGACUUCGAGUGGGUGAUGUGGUUCACCUCCUUCCGAAACAUCGUCGUCUUCGCCCUCUCUGGACAUGUGCUGUUUGCUAAACUCUGCACGAUGGUUGCCCCCCAGCUCCGCUCCUGGAUGUAUGCCAUGUAUGGGGCCCUGGCUGUGCUGGGCACGAUGGGCCCUUGGUACCUGGGGCUGCUGCUUGGCCACUGUGUCAGCCUCUAUGUGGCCUCACUUUUGGGCCAGCCCUGGCUCUGUCUUGGCCUCGGCCUGGCCAGCCUUGCCUCCUUCAAGCUGGAUCCCCUCAUCUCCUGGCAGAGCGGGUUUGUAACAGGCACUUUUGAUCUUCAAGAGGUGCUGUUUCACGGGGGCAGCGGUUUCACCGUGCUGCGUUGUACCAGCUUUGCGCUGGAGAGCUGUGCCCACCCUGACCGCCGCUACUCCCUAGCUGACCUGCUCAAGUACAACUUCUACCUGCCUUUCUUCUUCUUCGGGCCCAUCAUGACCUUUGAUCGCUUCCACGCCCAGAUGAGCCAGGUGGAGCCGGUGAGGCGCGAGGGUGAGCUGUGGCGCAUCCGGGCCCAGGGCGGCCUCAGCGUCGUGGCCAUCAUGGCCGUGGACAUCUUCUUCCACUUCUUCUACAUCCUCACCAUCCCCAGUGACCUCAAGUUUGCCAACCGCCUCCCGGAGAGCGCCCUCGCUGGCCUAGCCUACUCAAACCUGGUGUACGACUGGGUGAAGGCGGCCGUCCUCUUCGGCGUGGUCAACACAGUGGCGCGCCUUGACCACUUGGACCCUCCCCAGCCUCCUAAGUGCAUCACCGCUCUCUAUGUCUUCGCCGAAACGCACUUUGACCGUGGCAUCAACGACUGGCUUUGCAAGUAUGUGUAUGACCACAUUGGUGGGGAGCACUCCGAGGUGAUUCCAGAGCUGGGGGCCACCGUGGCCACCUUUGCCAUCACUACUCUGUGGCUUGGACCUUGUGAUACUGUUUACCUGUGGUCAUUCCUUAACUGCUUUGGCCUCAACUUUGAACUCUGGGUGCAGAAGCUGGCCGAGUGGGGGCCCCUAGCACAAAUUGAGGCCUCUCUGUCGGAGCAGAUGUCUCGCAGGGUCCGGGCCCUCUUUGGGGCCAUGAACUUCUGGGCCAUCAUCAUGUACAACCUUGUAAGCCUGAACAGUCUUGAGUUCACAGAGCUGGUUGCCAGGCGCCUGCUACUCACAGGGUUCCCCCAGACCACUCUGGCCGUCCUAUUUGUCACCUACUGUGGUGUCCAGCUGGUGAAGGAGCGAGAGCGAACCCUGGCCCUAGAGGAGGAGCAGAAGCAGGACAAAGAGAAGCCGGAGUAGGUGGGAGGAGGCAGAGGGGAGAGGGAUAGGCUCUGCUCAGCUAUUUCCGGGCCCAGGCCCAGGCCCAGGCCAGGCCGGAUGGGGCCUGACCGCUAGAAUAAAAGACUUUUCUACCACA
Molecule: messenger RNA, 1910 nt
Organism: Mirounga angustirostris (Northern elephant seal)
Lineage: Eukaryota; Metazoa; Chordata; Mammalia; Carnivora; Phocidae
Gene: HHATL
Product: hedgehog acyltransferase like
Exons: 13
Coding region: 278-1792 (504 amino acids)
Biological process (GO): negative regulation of N-terminal protein palmitoylation
Cellular component (GO): endoplasmic reticulum
Molecular function (GO): acyltransferase activity
Source: RefSeq, a predicted model, not a curated record